AUGUCCAAGAGCCUGAAGAAGAGGAAGAACCACUGGACUAACAAAGUCCAUGAGAGUGUCCUUUGCAGGAAUGAGGAGGGGGAGCUGGGGCUGGAGUUGAAGGGCGGCGCGGAGAAUGGACAGUUCCCGGUUAUCGGCGAGCUUCUCCCGGGUAGAGCAGUCUGCCACAGCGGCAAACUCUUCCAGGAUGAACUCCUGCUGGAAGUCAAUGAUACCCCGGUGGCUGGACUCACCACCAGGGACGUCCAUGCUGUGGUCAAACACAGCAAAGACCCCGUCCGACUGAAGUGUGUCAAACAAGGGGGCGUGAUAGACAAGGACCUGCGCCACUACCUCAACCUGCGCUUCCAGAAAGGCUCUGUGGACCACGAGCUGCAGCAGAUCAUCCGGGAUAACCUCUACCUCCGCACCGUCCCCUGCACAACCAGGCAGCCCAAGGAAGGAGAGGUCCCGGGGGUGGAUUAUAAUUUUGUGACCGUUGACCGGUUCAUGGAAUUGGAGAAAAGUGGAGCCUUGCUAGAGAGCGGAACAUAUGAAGAUAACUUCUACGGCACUCCCAAGCCUCCGGCAGAGCCUAGCACUCUUCUGCUAAAUGUAACUGACCAGCUGCUGCCGGGCGCCAGACCCAGCUCCGAGGGCAAGAGGAAGCGAAACAAGUCGGUCAGCAACAUGGAGAAAGCCAGCAUCGAUCCCCCCGAGGAGGAGGAGGAGGAGAGACCCAUCGUCAACGGCAACGGUGUUGCUGUCACCCCAGAGUCAAGUGAACAUGAGGACAAGAGUACAGAUGCGUCGGGGGACAUCGCCCCACAGAGCAACCCAGCGGAGGCCCCAACCGAGGUGCUCCAAGAUGAGGUACAGUCCCUGAAGAUGACCAUACCCAAACCAGAGGAGAACGACGAGCUAGGUCCACUGCCAGACAACUGGGAAAUGGCGUACACUGAGAAAGGAGAGGUCUACUUCAUAGACCACAACACCAAGACAACAUCGUGGCUGGACCCGAGGCUCGCCAAGAAGGCAAAGCCGCCCGAGGAAUGCAAAGAGGAUGAGCUUCCAUACGGCUGGGAGAAAAUAGAUGACCCCAUUUACGGCAGCUACUAUGUCGACCAUAUAAAUAGAAGGACCCAGUUUGAGAAUCCAGUCCUGGAGGCUAAGAGGAGACUCCAGCAGCAGCAGCAGAUGCAAAGCCAGGGUCUGUCCUCACUGCCCCUUCCCACCAUCUACAGAGAGAAGCCGCUGUUCACGCGGGACCCCACUCAGCUUAAAGGCAGUUUCUUGUCUACAUCACUCCAAAAGAGCAACAUGGGCUUUGGCUUCACUAUAAUUGGGGGCGACGAGCCUGACGAAUUCCUCCAGGUCAAGAGCGUUAUCCCUGAUGGGCCUGCCGCAGCUGAUGGAAAGAUGGCCACAGGUGAUGUCAUUGUCUACAUCAAUGAUGUGUGUGUCCUGGGUACCACCCACGCCGAUGUGGUCAAACUCUUCCAGUCGGUGCCGAUCGGCCAAAGUGUGACACUCGUCUUGUGCCGCGGCUACCCGUUGCCCUACGACCCAGAGGAAGCUGCCAAUGCCAACAACACCACCACUACCACCAUCAUUUCCCCACUGGGCAUUAUGGAGCAGCGGCCCAUCAUGGUGAAUGGCAGGACGGGCUAUGACAAUUAUCUGGACUACAUUUCCCGCACGGCACGCUUUGUGACGGACCCCAGUCAGGACCAGGUUAACGCCCAGCAGCAGCUGCUCCCCCCUCACCCCGGUGACACCCACUUAGACGGCUCGCUUCCUCCCACCACCGGCACAACGCCCCCUGACAGCAUCUCUAUGGCGUCAUCAGGGGCAACACAGGGGGAGCUGCUGACCCUGACCAUGGUGAAGGGUAUGGAUGGUUUCGGCUUCACGAUCGCGGACAGUGCCACGGGCCAGCGAGUCAAGCAAGUCUUGGAACCUCAAGGCUGUCCAGGCCUGUGCGAGGGCGACCUGAUAGUGGAGAUUAACAAGCAGCCUGUGCAGGGAUUCACACAUAGCCAGGUGGUGGAGCUCCUCAAGGAGUGUGCCGUGGGAGCUGAGACCUGCUUGGUGGUUCAGAGAAGCGGAACAGGUCACUAUUCACCCUGGAAGACCCCUAAGCAGGUGCUGGAGCAGUGGGAGUCCCAGCAGGGCCAGAGCAGCCCCGCUCAGACCAGCCUGUCGGCCCCCAUUAUCCCCCACAGCGCCCCCUUCCCAACCCAUCAUCUUCACAGGGCCUCAGUCCCAGACUCAGCUUCCGAGGCCUUGGCCCUGGCUAAACCAGACCCCUAUGACCUUUAUGAGAAGUCCAGAGCUAUCUAUGAGAGUAGGCAAUCCGGCCAGCCGAGGACUAUUUUUCCUGUGGACUCCUCAGGAGCCGACUACCAGGACAUCGAAGUUCACCUGCGCAGACAGAAGUCCGGGUUCGGUUUUAGAGUCCUGGGCGGGGACGAGGCCGGGCAGCCUGUGAGUCCGGAGACGCGUGAGAAGAUUUUGAUUGGAGCGAUCAUCGAGAAGAGCCCGGCGGACUUAGAUGGGCGUUUGCGGCCUGGCGAUGAGCUGUUGUUUGUGGACGGGAUCCCAGUGGUGGGGAAGCCACACAGAUACGUCAUCGACUUGAUGCAUGGGGCGGCGCGAAAUGGCCAAGUGAAUCUGGUCAUCAGGAGAAGACUACAAGCAACAGGUGAGUCCUGUCCGGAGAACGGCCGCAGCCCCGGCUCUGUCUCAACGCAACACAGCUCCCCACGCAGUGACUUCACAUAUGGCAACAGCACCAGCACUACCCAGGCACCCAUGGGCAACACCGCCACUUCAGACGGCACCUCGACCCCCAACACACAGCCCAGUGAUGUCAUCAUUAAUCGAAAGGAGAGCGAAGGCUUCGGGUUCGUCAUCAUCAGCUCGCUCAACCGGCCCGAAGCGACCACCACCAACACUGUGCCCCAUAAAAUCGGCCGCAUCAUCGAGAGCAGCCCGGCCGACCGCUGCGGGAAGCUGAAGGUGGGAGACAGGAUACUGGCCGUGAACAGUCAGUCCAUCGUCAACAUGCCCCACGCCGAUAUCGUUAAGCUGAUAAAGGAUGCGGGCCUCAGCGUCACCCUGAGGAUCAUAGCGCAGGACGAGGUCAGCAAUCCCCCUUCAGCCCCCAGCUCUGAGAAGCAGAGCCCAAUGGCCCAGCAGCACAGUCCCAAGACCCAGCCCAGCGUCGCUGCCUCCCUGCCCACCUCAACGGUCACAGAGCCCAGCCUACCCGUCUCCCAACCCAACCCCAUCCCCCACCAGAGCCCUGUGACCCAGCUGCCGGCCCCUCCACCUCAGACCUACACCCAUGAGAGCAGUUACAGGUCAGAGGUGAAGGCGAGACAAGAUGUUAAACCAGACAUCCGACAGCCGCCGUUCACAGACUACCGUCAGCCACCGGUGGACUACAGGCACCCUCCUGUGGCAGACUACCGGCAGCCACCCACGCUUGACUACAGACACCCGCCGCUGCUGGACUACAGACCACUAGCCCCUGAUGCCAGACAGUUUGCAAUCCCAGACUACAGAAUGCCCCCAGUCCAACUUUCACAGGACUUUGACUUCUUCACAGUGGAGCUGGACAAGAGUGUAAAAGGCUUUGGUUUUAGCAUCCGCGGAGGACGGGAGUACAAGAUGGAUCUGUUUGUCCUACGGCUGGCAGAGGACGGACCAGCCAUCCGCAACGGGAGGAUGAGGGUAGGGGACCAGAUCAUUGAGAUCAAUGGAGAAACAACACGAGACAUGACCCACGCCAGGGCCAUUGAGUUGAUCAAGUCUGGAGGCAGGCGUGUUCGUCUGCUUCUAAAGAGGGGCACAGGGCAGGUCCCAGAGUACGACAAUGCCGCCUCAUGGGAUGCUUGCCCUUCAGCCUCCCCAAGCCUGUCGGAAGUAGCCCCUCCCAUCGACAGCCUUUCCAUGUCAUCGCCUUCAUCUCAUCUGGCCCCGGCCCCCGACCCACCUCACCUGCUGCCUCUGGACGUCCCUCGAGACCCGGUGAUACGAGACAGCAGGACAGAGCGUUCGAAGAGCCCCCAGAAGGCCGAGCUGUUAAAUCCAGAUCCGAUAAGCCAGGGGAGGAGAGCGGCUACAACCGGUGGGAGCGGCAGAGCUAAGAAAGAGGGUGGCAGGUCCACCCACAAGGGGCACAGGGUGCAGCCCACUACUGAGGGGGAAGGGGGCAAGGAGGGGCAGAGCGGAGAGCCUAAACCUUCCAGAAGCACCAGAGGGAGGUCCAAGGAGAGAAAUACUGGGGACAGCAGCUUUCCCAGUGGGAAAAGAGAAACCACCCAGUCUCCCAGCAGCUCCAUGCUUCCGCAUACUAAUGGGAACAGCAGGGAAGAUGUGGAGCGUUACAGCAGCGGGCAGCUGGAGCUGGAGCAGAGCAAGCCCAGGCCCAGGGAACUGGACAGGGACCUGGGAGAGAGCCGGCCCAGCCUGCCCAACAAGAGCACCAGCAGCGGCAGCGCAGCAGGGAGGAAGGCCACGGUCUCUCCCGGUCCUUGGAAGAUCCCUGGAUCAGACAAGCUGCCCAGCACGCUGCGCACAGGCACGUCCACGCUGAGCAGAUAACACCGCAGCUCCAGCACGAUGAUCCAGAAUGCAGUGGCAGCACUCAUCUGAACUAAAUCGCCCCAUCUGGAUGAAAAUACCAUCCUCACGCCUUCCU
Messenger RNA from Scomber scombrus (Atlantic mackerel), 4687 nucleotides. RefSeq names its product membrane associated guanylate kinase, WW and PDZ domain containing 2a (gene magi2a). The coding region runs from base 1 to 4590 and encodes 1529 amino acids. The transcript is spliced from 22 exons. Gene Ontology annotation, molecular function: beta-1 adrenergic receptor binding; type II activin receptor binding; signaling receptor complex adaptor activity. Lineage: Eukaryota; Metazoa; Chordata; Actinopteri; Scombriformes; Scombridae. The record is from RefSeq and is a predicted model, not a curated record. Gene Ontology annotation, biological process: signal transduction; receptor clustering. Gene Ontology annotation, cellular component: cytoplasm; dendrite.